UUCGGUUGACGUCAACAAAACUUUGUUGCGUGUGAAGUAAUAUUUGCACUAGUGCGCAGACGGUUUUCAUGAAGUCGGCUAUUUUUAACCCUCGGGGUAAUAGACGCUGCAACCAAGUCUACAUAUCAGUCCAUGAAGAGAUUGGUCAGGCAGCGCUGCGCCCCCCAACAGGUUUGUUUAAGAAGCCGAAUACGAGGAAGAUGGAACAGGGAAGACGGCGACAUCAUCUCGCAUCUGUUAUGAGCUUUCAUUCGAGGGUGAGAGAGAGUGGAAACUCAGGAGAUUUAGAAAUUAAUUCGCCUGAGAAGCCGGAGUUGUGCCUCGGGCUCCACGUCAGUGUUUACUGCGCUGUGAGGAGCGGCCAGGAUUCACUUGGUGGAAGAUGGCAUGCUUGAUUACCUCAGCAUCGCUGUUUCACUGCCAGGUCUAGAAAAAAACAGAUUUAUAAAAAGAAGUGUAUUAAAUUGUCG
This is a messenger RNA of Haliotis rufescens (red abalone), 470 nucleotides long. RefSeq lists its product as uncharacterized. Lineage: Eukaryota; Metazoa; Mollusca; Gastropoda; Lepetellida; Haliotidae. The transcript is spliced from 2 exons. The coding region runs from base 69 to 395 and encodes 108 amino acids. The record is from RefSeq and is a predicted model, not a curated record.